Owenia fusiformis is the source of this 3614-nucleotide messenger RNA. The record is from the annotation of a GenBank genome assembly. Lineage: Eukaryota; Metazoa; Annelida; Polychaeta; Sabellida; Oweniidae.
GGAAGAUAUUUUUACGCAUGCGCAACCGGAAAAUUCAAAACUCAAAAUAUUUUUAUUUUUUGAACUUUCGGAAAAUUCGUUAUAACUCACUCUCUUAAGCAGUUAAAACAACAUUGAAUGUUGUUUUAUGUGGUAAGAUGAACGUUCCCAUUAGAAAUUCAGCGAACGUAGACUCCUAAAUUAUCUGCUAUUGAAGGUGUGUACAACAACCAUACAACAUGAUGGACCCCAUAGAAGCAGGACAAAAGUUGGAUGCAGAGUUUGAUCAGUUUCUCUCUGACCUGAAGCCUCAUGUCCUCCGCCUACCACAUAAAUCAGAGCGGCAGAGAUGUGCUCUGUGGAUAAAGAAGUUAUGUGAACCACCAGGUCCAGGAGUAUCUGGCAGGAAGAAUCGCAAUAUGUAUGUUGAGCUGAUGCUUCACAUGUUGAAACGUGGAACUAUUGAAGGCCCCUUCACACAGCGACCAGAAGAUGGACCUCUUGCAACGUUGCCAACCUAUAUGUCAAUAUAUUUUGACAGUGCAGGUCAGAAGGAAGACGAGAAGCAGGUCCCAGACUGGGUAGCAGGUCUAGAUGAGUCAAUGGCACAGUCUCUUCUAUCAAACAUGAAGUCCAGUCUAGGACCCAAUGGCCCUGGAGAGCCACACAUGUCUUCAACAUUACGUCAGUCCACCACACGAGAACGUUUCCACACUCUGGUGAAUUCUCCAAGCAAAAUAACUGGCCACAGACGGUCCUACUCUAGCCAGUUGGUAAAUAGAGAUAGAUCACCAAGUCCUCCUAGGAAUAAAAGUCCCACUCAUCAUAGUCCCAGGUCCAAACUACUCACUAACAGAGAGAACAGGGGUACAUAUCCUAGUGGAGACAAUUACUUGAAUAAAGAAAGACAAUCUGGGCCAAGGAGGAAAGUGGAGUUCUCUUCAUCUGAUGAGGAAAAUGCAGAUGAUCGAUACAAUCGUAGGAAACACAGAUCCCCUAGGUCACCUAGAAAAACAGAAAUUAGCAAAGAUGACUGGUCUCACCCUGUACAUGGAACUAGUGGCCUCACAUCUUCUCGGGGGACCUCAUAUCGAGAUGAACAUAGUCUGAUGAAGAUGCAUGAACGAGAGCUUGAUAUGAAGACAAAGAUGUUAGAGGCGCAGUUCCAUGAAGAGAAGCUAAGGUUACAGCAGACACAUGAUGAUGCUGUACAAAAGAUAUUAAACAGGAAAAAUAUAGAAAUUGAAGAGGUAAAGAGUCACUAUAGAUCAAAGAACAAAGAGCAGGAGGAGACAAUAAAUAAAUUAGACAAAAAAGUACAAGCUCUGGUGAAAGAAUCAUCAGUGAUUCGUGAGAACAAAGACAAACAGAUAGCUGAACUGAAGAAACUUGCAGAGGAAUCCACUCAAUGUAAAGUGAAUGAAUUCGAAAAAAGGUUACAUGAUACUAUAGCGGACUUUGAACAAGAGAAGUUUGACCUUCAGAAACAGCACACCAAGAACAUCCAAGACCUCCUAGAUGAUACGAAUACCCGCCUACAGAAGAUGGAGACUGACUACUCCCAACAAACUACUGCAACUUCAUCCAUGAUAAAGGAGUUAGAGAUGAGGAUCCAUCAACUGACUGAUGAUGCUGAGACAACCACAAGGAUGAAGAAUACACUGGAAAGAGAGAAGAUAGAACUUGAUAGUAAAUGUGAGAGGCUUAUGAGUGAACUUGCUGAAUAUCAGAACAGGUAUAUGGUACUAGAGAAGGAUUACCACAGAGCUACUGAGGAACAUGAGCAAGAAUGUAGGUCUCUCCGAAACAAGACCGAUGCUAGCUUGGAGUUCAUGAAACAAGAAAACAGUUUGGCUGUGUCCAAGGCAGAUGACCAUAUAUCAGAUUUAGAGGACCAAGUUUCCCAGUUAAAGCAGUCCCUCCAAGAUGCUGAGAAUGAACGGUUUAGGAAGAUUAGGGAACUUGAACAAGUUCAACAGCAAGACAAACUACACACUGAACAUUUACAUGAGAAAAAAGUUCGCAGUUUACAAAAGGAAAUUGACCAAUUGGAACAGGACACUCAAAAAAAGAUUAGGAAAUUAGAACAAACUGUGAAGGAAAAGGAUGAUGAGAUACAGAAGCUGAUGCAUACACACAAAGAACAAACUCAACAGUCAGAAACUGCCCUAGAGGACUUUAAAUCUCAAAUGGAACAGAACUCAACUAGAAUGUAUGAUGACAUGAAAACACAGAUGGAAAAGGUGGAGGCUGACUUGAAUAGAUCUAAGCAGGUUAGGGAGAAACAGGCAAGGGAGUUUUCUAAACAAACUGAAGAGCUCAGACAAAAGCACCAGCAAGAGAUUGCAGAGUUAAGGCUUAUGUUCGAGCAAGAGAAAUCUCAGUUGAUUCACAAUUCUAAGACAGAGCGUGAUCAGAUACAGACUGAGCGAGAACAGGAAGUAGAUGGCGUCAGAGAGACACUGAAAGAAGAAUUACGUCAGUUGGAUGAAAGGAGUCGAGAGCGACAGGAACGUGAUGCCCAAAACAUUCUCCAGUUAGAGGAGCAGUUGAAAUCUCAACGAGAGGAGACAGUCCAGUCCAACCAACUGAGGAAACAGCAACUCGUAGAGCUGGGUUUACUAAGGGAGGAGGAGAAACAGAAAUUACAGCGAGAUCAUGAAGCUCAGGUUUCCAAGGUGAAAUCUCAGAUGGAACAACAAAAGCUGGAUCUCCAGAAACAAAACAGUAUUGAGACUGAGAAGAUGUUGGAAAAGACUAAUCUAAGGUUGAAAGAGAUUGAGAAAGAAUAUACUCAAAGAACAGAGAAGCAAACUGAGACAAUCAAUGAUCUUCACAAUACAAUACAAUUGCUGAAACAGGACCAGAACAGACUGAAGCAACAAUCAGAGAAGCAGUUGAAGGAAGUCUCCUCAAAGUCAGAGAGCGAGAAACGUCAAGUGAAGCGCCAACACCAGGGGGUGCUGCAAGCUGUACAACAGGAAGUGGAGAACCAGAAGAGCCGUGUCCGGGCUCUGGAGAGACGACUUCAAACACAACAGGCAGAGAGUGAACAACAGAUGACAGAGCUGCAGUUGGAGCAUGCGGAGAAAUCUAAAGGUCUGCUACCUGUGGCUGUCAGACAGGAAUUGGAAGAUACCAUAACAUCUCUGAAGUCUCAAGUGAACACUCUACAGCAACGUUCAAGGAUGUUACAAGAUGAGCUGGACUCUAGAUCUAGUUAUACACCAACCAGUACUAAGUCUCCUAUACUGGCGUCAUGAUAAUUUGCACUCACUGUAUGCACAAAUGUGCUCACGUGUAAUUCAGCAUUUCAUGCAAUUUACUGUAUAAACAGUAUUAUUUAACUAGAAUUCAUUUGUCAGAAAUGAAUACUAUUAUUUAAGAUUUUGUGUCAAACAAACAUUUGAUCAUGGUGUUAGUGCACAAAUGAUAUUCCGGAGAAUAGAAAUUGUGGAUUCUGGGUCAUGACCUCUCUUCAGUAAUCAAGAAAUUGAUACAACUAAGUGCCCUUUAUGUUGUAUUUUAUGAUGCAAUGACACUGAAUUUGAAAUAUUAGAAAACCAGAUAUUAGGGAGGUUAAAUUACAUGUUUUUAUAAGUACGUGAGUGUUUAAUAUUUCGACCCCCAUGGAU